Medicago truncatula (barrel medic) is the source of this 747-nucleotide messenger RNA. Its product is annotated as protein HAIKU1-like. The transcript is spliced from 2 exons. The record is from RefSeq and is a predicted model, not a curated record. NCBI's taxonomy places the organism in Eukaryota, Viridiplantae, Streptophyta, Magnoliopsida, Fabales, Fabaceae. Bases 1 to 747 code for a protein of 248 amino acids.
AUGGAAAAGUCAAAAAAGCUGAAUGAGAAUUUAGGUGUAAACAAAAUAGGGAAGACCAUAAAAAAUAACCCUUUUCAACAAACAAAUGAUUUUGGCAACAAUAUUAUUACUAGUGGUGGAUAUCCUUAUUCAAUGCCAAAAGAUAAAUUCUACAACAAGAAUCGGCCUCCACCAUUGUCCAUUGUGAGACCACCAGUUCCGGUUCAGGCUACAUCGUAUGUAGCUCCUCCACAACCUCCAUACAAUGCACCGCCUAGACAUCCUUUGCAGCCUAUUAAUGAUCCUCAUCUUGUCGAUUCACAAAACAAUCUUGUUGAAUCUCCAAUUUCUGCUUUCAUGAGAGAUUUUCAAGAUUAUAUGAAAAACUAUGAUAAUAGUACUAGAAGCAACCAAUUUCAAUCAUACCCUUCUCAAUCACAAGUAUUGAACAAUAAUAAUGUUCAAUCUCAACAACAACAUUAUCCUAUGGGCAAUAAUAACCAACUUGUGAAUUGUUUUCACACAUCACAAGCAAAUGGUAGUAACCAACUUGUCAAUGGUUUUGCUCCAUCACAAACAUAUCUGUCUAAUCCUUCAGUGUCUCUGAAUGCUACCAACCCAAAUAUUCCUAUGAAUGUUAGUAGCCAACUUGUGACUGGGUUCCCUUCUUCACAAACAACUGACCCUCUAUCAUCAACAUCUGAGUUUCUAUCGCCUUCACCAACAAAUAAUUUGAAUUUGCUAUCCCCUCCCUCAGUCACCUUAUAG